AUGGGAGGCUACUUCUCGAAAAAAGACCAAAAGGAGCAAAAUUUUGCGAGUUCUCAAGACUACCAGAGCGGAUUCAAAGUUCCUGCCGAGCCAAAGACUCUUUACAGACCAGACGUUUUCGUUGAUUUUUAUCAGUCAAACCUUUUCAAGGACGCAGAUGGAUGCGAAGCAAACGAAUUCUACGUCCAGGCAGGUUCGGGUAACAUGUACAAAGUGAAACGAUCCAAGCUGAAACCCGUCGGCUUGAAAGAAUACGCCUGGCCAAUGCUUGCCCUUACUUGCCCAAUGGUUGUUUGCGAAGAAGACUCGUUGAUGACCUACGUCCGUCGAAGAUUCCACUAUGUCGAUCGCUACCCAUCAGACUAUAUCUUCGACAAGUGA
Molecule: messenger RNA, 381 nt
Organism: Oikopleura dioica
Lineage: Eukaryota; Metazoa; Chordata; Appendicularia; Copelata; Oikopleuridae
Source: the annotation of a GenBank genome assembly